Molecule: messenger RNA, 2853 nt
Organism: Linnemannia hyalina
Lineage: Eukaryota; Fungi; Mortierellomycota; Mortierellomycetes; Mortierellales; Mortierellaceae
Source: the annotation of a GenBank genome assembly
AUGGACCCUGUCGAGUACUAUGGCCUACUGAAGCUGGUCAAUGCCCCCGGCAUCGUUCGCAGCCAAUGUACUGCUGUCCGGGCUACUACUGCUCAGAAGACACAAGGUCCAUCACCAUCUGUCCUCAGAACCAAUACUGUCCCGCCGGUUCUGUCGGUGGAGGACACCUCCGCCUCUAAAUUCGGCCUCAUCCUCUUUGCCCUCCUCCUCAUCAUCGGGGUGUGUAUUGCCUUCUGGAUCCACAACCGCAUCGAGGCCGUCCGGGCACACCAUCUCGAGAAACGGCUCCGAUGGAUCCAUAACCACCACGCCAAACAUGAUAGCCUUCUCUUGCCUGAGGAUGAAGAUGAUUCAAGGGUGGAGCAGGUUAGAGGUAAUGAUAAUCAGCCGGGUAUCCAUGUUACGGAUCCUAAUAACCAGUCGACAAUUGAGUUGACGAGUAAGGAGGCUGUGGUUCAGAUCUCGCCAGAGGAGGACGUUGAGGUGGAGGAGGAUUGGAUGAGUGUGGGGACUUCUGUGAGGAAUAUGAAGGUUGAGAACUCUGGGCGGGUCGAGCUGAUGUUCGAUAUUGAGUUUGAACGCUUGAGCUUGACCCUUCCCAAUGGCACACCCAUUCUUCAGAACGUAUCAGGAGUUCUCCGCAGUGGAAGGACAUGCGCAAUCAUGGGCCCCUCAGGAUCCGGAAAAACAACCCUUAUCUCAAUGCUAACCUCCAAAGUCCCCAAAGACGAAGGCAAAAUCCGCGUCAACGGACUCGAGCAAGAUCUCUCCUACUACCGCAAGCUCAUCGGUUUCGUCCCCCAAGAAGAUGUCAUGAUGCGCGAACUGACUGUCCACGACGUCCUCCUCCAUUCUGCAUACAUGCGUCUCCCCUCCGACUUGACCCAUUCCCAAAAGACGGAAAAGGUUUUGGAGAUUGUGGAUUUCUUGGGGCUCAACUCGACGAUGGAUAGUGUGGUGGGUGAUGCAGAGCAGAGGGGGAUCUCGGGCGGACAGAGGAAGAGGGUGAAUAUUGGAAUGGAGUUGGUGACGGAGCCGAGUAUCUUGUUUUUGGAUGAGCCAACGUCUGGAUUGGAUUCCAGUACGAGUGGGGAUGUUUGUAAGUUGUUGAAGUCUGUUGCAAGGAGGAAGGGGCUCACUGUCGCGGCAGUUAUUCAUUCGCCUAGUCCUAUUGCCUUCAACCAGUUUGAUGACUUGCUUCUGCUCGGUCAGAACGGGCGAGUGGUUUUCCACGGCCCCCGGACAGAGGCCCCAGCCUACUUUGCAGCCAUUGGGUUCCCGAUCCCGGUCGAUUCGAGUCCCUCUGAUUUUUACAUGGAUGUCAUCUCCAACAACGUCAAGUCCAAGAUCACGAAAAAAUUCAAGCCCUUCUACCUGUCGCGGUACUGGGAGUCGUAUUGCAAGCGUGCCCAGACGUACUAUGCCGAUGCCAGGAACGGAGUCGAGUACCGCCACCCGUCAGGUGCCCACCUUGCCUCGUCCUUGACAAGUUCGCCUCACCUGAACCCAAGAGUCUCGGCACUAGUUUCGUACUCUAACCUGAACCAGUCGGCCAUCUCGAUCCAGCAGGCUGGUAACCAUGGUCUCCCCGAAGCCCUCGCCAUGACUACUCUUUCCAACAACGCAUCUUCACAUGCCCUCCAAUCCUCUGCAUCCUCAGCCACCCUCCACCCUCCAUCACAAGCUCAUCACAAACGCCACAGCCGCCAAAAAUCCGUCAGCCUCUCCCCCCAGGACUCCCUCCACCAACGCUCCAACCCUUCCUCCCCUCGGCCCUCCGUGUCCCUCAGCGACUUUACCUCCAUGUACUCUGAGCCGCCUCCACCCGAGAAGCUGAACUUUGUCGAAACCGUCCAGAAAUCGAUCCGGAUCUUCUUGAUUGAGACCCGCAUGUGGUGGAAGGGUGUCUUUGCAGAAACCCUUGAAACCAUCGAGGGUCUCUUCCUCCGUCGAAACAAUCCCGUCCGCAACACCGCCAACCCCUUCGUCAUGUUCUGGCUCUGUCUCAACCGGGCUCGUUUACAGAUCUACAGAAACCAACGGCAGUUCUUGUACGACCAGUUACUGCACUUGGGCUGUGGGCUUUUCAUUUCAGUCGCCGCGUCAAGGUUCGAUUACCUCGGUCGUCAGCCCGAUCUGGUCUGUGCGAUGACGCCCUUCCAGCUCCAGCCUGCCUGUAUCCACCCAACUGACCACCUCACAGAAGUCGGCGUCUUCAUCGCCCUCGGCGUCUGCUUCGCAGGAAUCUCCGUCGGUACCACAACUUUCGGCAACGAGAAAAUCGUUUACUGGCGCGAGAAAUCCUCCGGCCUCCUCACCCUCCCCUACUACCUCGCCAAAGUCAUCGCCGACAUCCCUCGAAUCGUCCUGGCAGGAAUUAUGUUCUCCAUCUCACUAGUCAUCUUCUUCAACGAACGGUCCAAUUACUUCUACCUCCUCUUCAUCAUCGUCUGCCUCUACGCCGUCGCCUUCGCAAUGGGCUACCUCCUCUCAGCCCUGGUCCCCCAGAACCGCGUCGCCCUUGUCGGCACAGGGUUCACACUCGCCUGGGCAAUCGUCUUCUCGGGCGACGCCCCCGAUCUGGCCGACGUCAUGUCCUCCGAUGCCUCCGGCGGCUACGCGGCCACCCGCUGGCUCUGGGUCAUUUCCGCCCCUCGAUACGCGAUCGAAGCAAUCUACCUCCGCGAGGUGCAAGCCCGGCCAUGGGAAGAGAUCCAGAAGGAGCCUUUGUCGCAUACAUAUGAAUUGGGCGAGUUCUGGUGGUGUUUUCAAGCGAUGGCGUUUAUUCUUUUAGGCUGGCAUGUAUUGGCGUUUUUUGCGUUCAAACUCAUGGAUCGGUCCAAGCAAAAGUAG